Messenger RNA from Sphaerodactylus townsendi, 2097 nucleotides. RefSeq names its product ADP ribosylation factor 1 (gene ARF1). Gene Ontology annotation, biological process: vesicle-mediated transport; intracellular protein transport. Gene Ontology annotation, molecular function: GTPase activity; GTP binding. Bases 213 to 758 code for a protein of 181 amino acids. The transcript has 5 exons. Gene Ontology annotation, cellular component: cytoplasm; plasma membrane. NCBI's taxonomy places the organism in Eukaryota, Metazoa, Chordata, Lepidosauria, Squamata, Sphaerodactylidae. The record is from RefSeq and is a predicted model, not a curated record.
ACCCGUCGACCUUUGCGCGGUCCCUGGCACUGACGUGGCCGCCGGGAGCCGCCAUCUUGUGUGCUUGGCGAGAGAAGAGCGCGGGUGAGGAAAAGGGCCGCGGCGAAAGAAGGCGGGGAGGGGGGGAAACCAGCACCGUCGCCCAGCCGCAGCGAGCCAGACUGGGACGCCGACCGAUUUCUUUGGCCAGUGAGUGAAGUCCAGACUCAAACAUGGGAAAUAUUUUUGCCAACUUAUUCAAAGGCCUUUUUGGCAAAAAAGAAAUGCGCAUACUUAUGGUUGGCCUGGAUGCUGCAGGAAAGACUACUAUUUUGUACAAACUGAAACUUGGUGAAAUAGUAACUACCAUCCCUACUAUAGGUUUCAACGUAGAGACAGUAGAAUACAAGAACAUUAGCUUCACGGUAUGGGAUGUAGGUGGCCAGGAUAAGAUCAGGCCGCUGUGGCGCCAUUAUUUCCAGAAUACUCAAGGUUUGAUCUUUGUGGUUGAUAGCAAUGACAGAGAACGAGUCAACGAGGCCCGAGAAGAACUUAUGAGAAUGUUGGCAGAAGAUGAGCUCAGAGAUGCUGUCCUUCUAGUGUUUGCUAACAAACAGGACCUGCCGAAUGCGAUGAAUGCAGCAGAAAUCACCGACAAACUAGGACUGCAUUCUCUUCGCCACAGGAACUGGUAUAUCCAGGCCACCUGUGCUACUAGUGGGGACGGUCUCUAUGAAGGACUGGACUGGUUGUCCAAUCAGCUCCGGAACCAGAAAUGAAGCCCCGACAAACCUUCCUCUUCCCCCCUCUCUUUUCCUCCCCUCCUUGUUUUCUUCUUCUCCUCCUCCUCCUCCUCCUCUUCCUCCACCCUUCGCUUUACUCUAAUGUGGCAAACCAUGCUACUUUGUGGUAUUGAGUGCCGGAAGCUGUUUUCAUUUCCCUUUGUCACCGGAUGCCCUUCACCACGCUGUCCGUGUGGCAAAUCCAAGCCGGAAAACAGUUAGGGUUCUUAUUUAAUGUAAAUAGUUCUCGUUUCCAGUGAGACAGUUUCUGGUACUCCUAUGCAAUAUUACUCAGCUUUUUUUAUUGUAAAGAAAAUCAACUCGCUGUUUAAUACUGGGAAAGGGAUUUAAAGUGGAUUUAGAGUAGGGUUGCCAGUUGUACGCUAGAGCUGAAUACGAUCCCUUGUGGCUGGUGAGGUCUGUGCAGCAGAGCCCCCGUGUGGCGGCUGGGGGGCUUUUUUUUAUUUCAUUUAAUGAAAUAUAAUGAAGACACUUGAACAAAAUAUGUCCCCUGUUCGGCCACCGCUUGAAUUACCAGCAACUUAAUAUGUUAACGAUUCACAGAAUGAGGAACAUUCUGUGAUUUUCUUGUGCUUGACAACCUUUUUUGUGUAUCACAUGACUACGAGACCCUCUUCGGCUAGAGCUAGGCCAGCGGCUAAGAAAUUGGCUCACAUACCAACCUAGCAACCCUCUAGCUCUCUUUAGAUUCAGGCAAGAACUGUCUGUCGCAUCCUGCCGGGCGUCACCUUCAUCUGUUUUGGGUUCUGCCCCCUGCCUGCCCCCAAGCGUCCUGGACUUUUUUUCUUGUAUAAAACUCCUCCACCGAAGGCAAACUGUUUCCUCAGAGCUCGGCAGUCCAUAGGAGUCCUGAAGCUCUGCCAUCAGUUAAGUACCGUUCUUAAGUCAGAAAUGCCAUCCAAAUCAUCUAAUGUAGCACCUAGGGGGGGAAAUAAAAUAAAAGCAUGAGAGUGUGGAGUUUCAUUCCGUAAUAGAAGUAUUCAGCGCCAUUUUCGGAACCGUUUUUUCCCCAUCUGUAUAUGUGUGAAAACCCUUCGCAGCCCUCAUACUGCAAGGUUCGGAUUUGCCAUCAAGAAAGACCUCUUAACUUUUUUUUUUCUUUUGUAUUUUGAUAAAAACACUGAAGAAGCUGGAGCUGUUUAAACUUUAACUCGAGGAACUAUCAGAGCUGGUUUUGUUUAGUGUCGUGGAAAAUCUUAUUUGCUUUCAAUCCACAGUUAGUAAUCGACUGUUUUGUAUACUUGUUUUCAGUUUUCAUUUCGACAAACAAGCACUGUAAUUAAAAAGCUAUUAGAAUAAAAAUCUCUUAACUAUU